AUGUUACGGGGACAUUUAAUUUUUGGUAAAACAGCAACAAUAUUUUCUGUUAAAGCUAUUUUUUGUCCAAUGCUUAAGUUUCCUCUAAACAGCAGAUCAAUGUCUAAUUCAACGUGGCAGGAUUCUAUACACCAUACCAUCCCACCGACAAGUUUAUCGAAUGCAGAAAGGCCUUUGAUUAAAAAAAUAGCUGUAACAGAAAAGAUUGUUGCUGUUUUACCAAAAAUUAAAUGUCCCCGUAACAUUGAACCACAUCAAAUCCAAGUCUUUGACUUUAUUGAAAUAUUUCCUGUAAUACAGUGGUUAGUGAAGAGAUCUUUAGAAUGUCGCGAAGAAGUUGCUGCAUUUGUAAGAGCUUGUGCAAUUUAG
Messenger RNA from Diabrotica balteata, 369 nucleotides. Lineage: Eukaryota; Metazoa; Arthropoda; Insecta; Coleoptera; Chrysomelidae. The record is from the annotation of a GenBank genome assembly.